Molecule: messenger RNA, 4262 nt
Organism: Ylistrum balloti
Lineage: Eukaryota; Metazoa; Mollusca; Bivalvia; Pectinida; Pectinidae
Product: serine/threonine-protein kinase TBK1-like
Exons: 18
Coding region: 52-2256 (734 amino acids)
Biological process (GO): peptidyl-serine phosphorylation
Cellular component (GO): cytoplasm
Molecular function (GO): protein serine/threonine kinase activity; ATP binding
Source: RefSeq, a predicted model, not a curated record
AUGGAGUUCAGACAACUGACAGACAGACGAUAACUAAACUUAAUAAAGAGGAUGGACCGAGCUUACGGAAUGGAGGGGAUGAAGGAGACGGACAGUCACGUGUACUGUACACAGGACCUGCUCGGGAAGGGGGCCACGGGUGAUGUAUACAAGGGAAUCAACAAAAAUACGGGAGAGGUUGUUGCACUAAAGAUGUUUGAGACCAAGUUUUCUUCCCAUGUCCAGAGAGAGGUGGAGGCUCUGGUGAAACUCCAGCACCCAAAUAUUGUCCGAUUCAUGCGUUGUGAGAAAGAUUAUAUGACAAAGAGGAAUGUGUUAGUGAUGGAACUGUGUGAGAAGGGCAGUUUAUUGGAUCUCCUCAAGGAACCUCAGAAUGGCUUUGGUGUGGACGAGGAGGAGUUUCUCAGAGUCUUCAAGCAUUUGGUAAAUGGUACAAAACAUUUGAGAAAUCAAGGAUUUUCCCACCGGGACAUCAAACCUGGUAACGUCUUAAUCUUCACAGAUGACGAUGGCAGCAAUGUUUACAAGCUGUCAGACUUUGGUACAGCCAAACCACUGGGAGACCAAGACAGUUUCAUGUCCCUCGUUGGAACAGAGGAAUAUCUGCAUCCAGACAUAUAUAAGGCAGCAUUCAUUGAUGGCCGAAACUGUCAAGGAUUUGACAUUUCAGUAGACAUGUGGAGCCUGGGAGUGACUUUAUUCCAUACUGCCACCGGUGAAGUACCAUUCCAUGCAUACAGUGGUCGCUUUGACAAAACAAAAACGUACGAGAUUCUGUCAAACAAAGCUAAAGGUGUCAUAUCUGGUCAGCAACGUGUCAGUGGUGGCCCAAUAGAGUGGAGCAGUGAGUUACCAAGUACCUGUAAAUUUACCAGGCCCCUCAGAGACUGGGUGCGAGACAUUCUUGUCAGAAUGUUUGACAGUGCCAAGGACCCUUCCUGGGGAUUUGACCAGUUCUUUGAUGCCGCUGAUACUAUAAUUGACCCAAGUGUCCAGCAGCUUCAUGUUUUUUCCUCUCUCAAUGGUCAGCACUACCGAUUCUUUCUUGACAGAGACUCAAGGUACAAAGAACUGUCGGAAGAGGUGAAACAGAUAAUGAGACUUCCUACAGAUGACCAGGUGAUGUUGUGUGAGAAUGGUGACAUUGUGGGAACAAUGAUGCAAGACACUCCUAUCUCUCGCUACCCACACACGUCCAGAGCCGACCCACUCGUUCUUAUGCCAUCAAAAGCGGGAGAAAACGGUUCACAUGUGUUCAAACUUGAUGGCUUUGAACAAGUCAUUGACAAUCCCUGUGAUGCGUUCCCUACCAUUGUUAACACUGAUCAAGAUUACAGGCGAGCCAAGAGUAUGUGUGAAAUCAUUCAUUUGUCCAGAAAGAUGGUACACUCUGCUGUUCUCUCACAGAAACUUUUCACCAGAACCAUUGCCAGGCAUGGUUUAAUGUUUGACCAAAAGAUUCGUCAGCACCGGCGAGAUUUUGACUUUAUCUGGGAGAGAUUUGACGAUGUGUCAUGUUUCACCACGGAAGAGAUGAAAAAGCAUGCACAAGGAUUUGCAUGUGUCUCAAAAGAUGGCGAAGUUAUUGAUGAUAACUUUGACAGUAUCCGAGAAAAGCUCCAGAUCUGUGGUAGGAGGCUAAAAAAUGUCAGCGAUGAGUACGAGGCUGCAAAAGAGGCAUGGAGCAUCUCCGACAGUACCGUCCUACAGAACCAACGCUGGGAGGGGAAGGCAGACCGAAUUGUAGAUCUGAGCAAGGCACGACUGCAGAAGUUUAGAGAAUACAGAUGUAAGCAUCGCCUGACGUACCAUGAACAGAAACUGUUUGCUUUUGACAGAAAGGCUAUGGAAGAGCUCCACAGGAAAGCUCUCAAUGGGUUCGAGGAUUGUCGGAAAAGUCUGACAGAGACACAUCUCAAGUUCAUCGUGUGGCACAGACAUUACACAGGAUUUUCACAGAGUAUCAAAGAACUUGGAGGAAAGCUGGAAGAUCUGAGGUCGUCCAUCGGAGAUCUGGUGAAAAUUCUACAGGGAGUACCUGAAACACUACCCCCUCCACAGAAACCCGCAUCACUCAUCAGGAAGUCAUUAGCACAGAACAUGAAGUUUGGAGUGGAUGACUUUGGGAAGGAAUUAACAGAGAACCAGUCUGUGGUAGAAGAGACACGCGAACAGUUAAAAAGUAUGUCGAAUCUUCUGAAAGAUAUGCAGAGCGAUCUACCUGCAGUUAUCGACUCAAACAUGACAGACACGUGAUCCACAAAACAAAACCCACACCAAAAACAUUUGCAGAUAUGGUUCAUCACUAGACUAAUAAUCCGUGGCGAUUUAAGUAAUAUCACUAGAUGUGUUACCCUUUAGACAGUAACCUGACGACGAUAGAUUAACAUCACGAUAAUUGUUACCCUUUGGACAGUAACCUGACGACGAUAGAGUAGCAUCAUGAGAUUUGUUACCCUCUAAGACAGUAACCUGACGAUUAUAAAGUAUCACCACUCGACUUGUUACCCUUUAGACAGUAACCUGACGACGAUAGAGCAAAGUCACUAGACUUGCUGCCCUUUAGACAGUAACCUGACGACGAUAGAGUAACAUCGUAGACUUGCUACCCUUUAGACAGUAACCUGACGACGAUAGAGUAACAUCAUAGACUUGUUACCCUUUAGACAAUAACCUGACGACGAUAGAGUGACAUCACUAGACAUGUUACCUACAAAAUGGUGUCAUGGUGGCAUCACUAGAUUUUUCCCAGUAACCUGACAAGAGAACGACAUCAACUGACAGUUAACUUACGACGACAGGGUUGAAUAACUAGACUGUCGACCGUUGCUAGAAUGGCACAUCAGGAUGUUAACGUAAUGACGACAUAUUGGCACCACAAGACAGUACCUAAAGAACGACGAAGUGGCAUCACUAGACAGUAACAUAAUGACGACAGAGUGACAUCCGUAGACUUUUAUCUAGUAGGGACAGGUAGGUCUAAUGUUAGUAACCAAGAGAGUGAGAUGGCGAAACAUUUGAAAUCAUGCCACUAAACUUAUGUGAUUCAAACGUUCUUCACGUAAAACUAAAGUUAGAGGCGUUUUGUUGAAACCUUGCCGGUAUACGUAUUAAUAGAGAAACUAGAUAUAACCUAUCAUUAACCAAUACUUUUGAUAGCAACGUUCCUUAUUUUUUAUCAUAUUUGUUUUUGUUAUAAGUUUUUAUAGUAUGACGUUAUGAAAAUAUUUACAGAAAUAUAUACGAAAUAUGUUUUUUUUUUCUAGAAAAACUCUUUAACGAUAAAAUACAUACCAGCUGAAAUUCAUUCCCACAUAUUCAGGAGGCUUAUCCCUGGACGAAUGAGGAGUUCAGUUAAACUUUUAAGUAGAUAUUAUGUACUACGUUCUGUAUUGGAACGUUGACGAGAGACAAUGAACAUUUCUCUUAUUUCAGAAUUUGGAGACGGGUGUUUCUGAUAUUUGUGUUGGUAGGCGUAAGGGGGAAAAAUUCCCCUUUCAAUGUGUAUGUAGAGUAAAUCGAGUUCAUACUCGACCGAUGUACAACGUACAGUUCAUAUAUGUGAUAGAAGGAUUGAGAUUGGGAUAGCUGAAUGUAUGGGGACUAAAUGCCAUUUUGAGGCCGCUUAGUUACACACAUUUUGGGGAAAUCCAUCAUGUCUUUAGUGUAUAAGGUUAUAUCAAAAUGACUGUAUCAUGCAAUUUUGAUAGUGUAUACAUUUCAAUAACUAACAUGUGAUUCAUUGAUAAACUAACGCGUCGAAUUGAACGAUGAAGAGAAGAACUACAUAAACGAAUAAGUCGGUAACUACAGAUGCACCUGUUAUACAUGUUGUUUUACUUCAGGAUCGGAAAAUUGAGGGGAAAAUGACAGAUGUUAUUCUAAAUUUAUUGUUUCUCUCAUGCUGUUUGUGUGACAAGCAAUGUUGGUUAAUAUCAGUAUACCUCUGAAAUAUGUAGCUCACAAACGAAGUGACAGUGUUGUUGUCGUUUGCUUGAUUUAAAUAAAUAAUGGACAAUUUUAAUGAAUGAUGCUGAGUUGCUGAUAAUACAUAAUUACAAAUUUAAUAAUAUUAUGUUGUAAGAAGGGGGAUAUGAUGGGUUUGAUAUCAUUUUCUCAGUCUUCCGUGUCAGAUUUCGUUUUUAAUGUACCCCUUGUUAUUCUAGUUAAAACAUUCCUGCUAUUGUAAUUGGGACCACUGCAUCUUAAGUGUGCUUUUUCUACUGUUAAUUUUACGUAAGUAAUAAAUUACUUCAAUCAUA